AUUUCCCCUUAAAAAUUUGAUGAAUUAUUUCUCCUUCACCGUUCGCCGACUCAUGGCUUUGCGGUUUGAAGCUUCGGUUCUUAGCUCUGUACGACACUAGAGAGCCUUCUUCUCAACUCUUGCUUCCCUCUCGGUUCCUCGCCAGUCGACUGUCUUCAGGUGCUGUUCUUUAAGCCCUUAGAUUGAUAUCCUGCAGCAAGAUAUGGGAGGCAGAGGAGUAAUUGGGGAUAAAUGGUCCAUGAGGAUACUCUGGGCAUGCGCAUUGGGAAGUGUAAUAAGUUUUUAUAUGGUUGCUGUGGAGAGGCAAACGCAGAACAGGGAUCGGAUGUUGGCUGAAAGUCUAAACUCCACAGAAUCUGGUGUGGGUAGCGGGGAGGAAGUUUGAGUGAUAACAUGUUAUGGAUCCCCUCCCCCCAAAACAAAAAUAAAAGGGAACGUUUUCUUGAUGUUGUUUCCUGUUGAAACACUGGCAAGCUUUUUGGUACUUUCACCUGAUCGAGGGAUGUUCCUUUUUCUCCUUCCUUUUCGCCCUUUUUGGGGCACUUGGUAGGUUGUAUCUCUGACCAUCAAAUGUAGUGACUGAUUUUCAGGAUAUGGUGUUAUCAAUCAAGAGAUCUUUUGGUUUCAGGAUUA
This is a messenger RNA of Eucalyptus grandis, 633 nucleotides long. RefSeq lists its product as uncharacterized. The coding region runs from base 203 to 385 and encodes 60 amino acids. NCBI's taxonomy places the organism in Eukaryota, Viridiplantae, Streptophyta, Magnoliopsida, Myrtales, Myrtaceae. The transcript has 3 exons. The record is from RefSeq and is a predicted model, not a curated record.